Molecule: messenger RNA, 1218 nt
Organism: Drosophila serrata
Lineage: Eukaryota; Metazoa; Arthropoda; Insecta; Diptera; Drosophilidae
Product: mitochondrial 2-oxoglutarate/malate carrier protein
Source: RefSeq, a predicted model, not a curated record
AUGAGUGACAAAAAAGUUCAGGAGGCGCCGAAAAAGGCGCCGACGGCCUCCAAUGCCAUCAAAUUCCUUUUCGGCGGUCUCUCGGGCAUGGGAGCCACCAUGGUGGUGCAGCCUCUGGAUUUGGUGAAGACCCGCAUGCAAAUUUCGGGAGCCGGCAGUGGCAAGAAGGAGUACCGCAAUUCCUUCCACUGCUUCCAGACCGUUGUGAGCAAGGAGGGACCCCUGGCUCUCUACCAGGGAAUCGGAGCUGCACUGCUGAGGCAGGCCACCUACACCACCGGCCGACUGGGCGUGUACACGUACCUGAACGAUCUGUUCAGGGAGCGAUUCCAGCGUAACCCCGGGAUCACGGACAGCAUGGCCAUGGGGACGAUUGCUGGCGCCUGCGGUGCCUUCAUCGGGACGCCAGCAGAGGUGGCACUUGUGCGCAUGACCUCCGAUGGUCGUCUGCCGGUAGCGGAACGUAGGAAUUACACGAAUGUGGCCAAUGCUCUGACCAGGAUCACCAAGGAGGAGGGCCUCACCGCCCUGUGGAGAGGCAGUCUGCCCACUGUGGGCCGUGCCAUGGUGGUUAACAUGACCCAGCUGGCCAGUUACUCGCAGUUCAAGACCUACUUCCGCAACGGUCCCUUGCAGAUGGAGGAGGGCAUCAAGCUGCACUUCUGCGCCAGCAUGUUGAGCGGUCUGCUGACCACCAUGACAUCGAUGCCACUGGACAUUGCCAAGACCCGUAUUCAGAACAUGAAGAUGGUGGACGGCAAGCCGGAAUACAGCGGCACCGCCGACGUCCUGCUCCGUGUGGCUCGACAGGAGGGAGUCUUUGCCCUGUGGAAGGGUUUCACCCCGUACUACUGCCGCCUGGGUCCACACACUGUGCUGACCUUCAUCCUGCUGGAGCAGCUCAAUCAGGGCUACAACAAAUACGUUCUCGGUGUAGAGAAGAGCACGGGCAUCUAAGGAUCGAUCGGUGAACGAUCAAGGAUUAAAAGUGAAUAAUAGAAUGAAGAAUCGAUGAACGAUGAACGUUUAAAAAUUUACGAUAAACAAUGAACAAUGAACGAUGCGUGUAUAUAAAACGUUAAGUUUAAAACCAACGUAGGGCAUUUAAAUGUCGGCAAUUCCGGUGACAAUAUUACAUGAUUACGACUAUUACCUUUGGAUGUUAACACACUUUUUUGUAAAUGUAUAGUAAAUUCUCAAUAAAGCACAAAAUAUUAA